Messenger RNA from Lindgomyces ingoldianus, 2724 nucleotides. RefSeq names its product putative oligopeptide transporter. Gene Ontology annotation, molecular function: oligopeptide transmembrane transporter activity. The record is from RefSeq and is a predicted model, not a curated record. NCBI's taxonomy places the organism in Eukaryota, Fungi, Ascomycota, Dothideomycetes, Pleosporales, Lindgomycetaceae. Gene Ontology annotation, biological process: transmembrane transport. The transcript is spliced from 4 exons. Bases 225 to 2585 code for a protein of 786 amino acids.
CAAAUUCACCCGCCGCUUCAAAUCACAUCAUUUAGCUAAAUUAGAUGCCCAACACUCUAGCCCUCACGCAAUCGCAAGGGUAUGUGUCGCAUUCAAAGAUAAGUGUCUCUUUAAGAGCGGCCAAAUCCUCUUCACCUCUUUGCCGCCACCAGACUACCCCUCUUCCCUUCAGCUUCCCCCAUCUGCUGCUCUCUAGCAGAGGGUAGGAUAGUCCAACCGACGGGAUGGCCAACGUCUUUAGUCGUUUCCAGAAGCAACCUGGCGGAGGUAGCGGUGAGUCUCAAGAGGGAAACGCUGUGACAGCCAUCGACCACGAUUUGUCGGAGACAAUCAAUCCCGAGAAGAAUAAUCCUGAAAUCGCCAUGGCAGGAGACUUGCCUACACCCUUCGAAAAUGAAGACGACAUCCCAGAAGACGUUCGAGAGUUGCCCAAGGUUGUGCGUAGCAUCGUGAGCCUCGAAGAUGAUCCAACUUCGCCCACCAUUACCUUUCGAUACUUCAUACUCUGCUUCAUCUUCGUUCCUCCGGGUGCAAUUCUGUACACCAUAGGAGCAUAUAGGACAACGGCAGCUGUAUAUCCUAUUCUCUUCGUUCAGAUAGCUUCUCACUACGUAGGACAGUGGCUUGCAGAGAUCCUGCCAGGUAGGAUAAUUCGGGUUCCAUUCACUAAGCUCAGCUUCAGUUUGAAUCCUGGUCCAUGGAAUGCCAAAGAAAACGUGCUUGUUACAUUGACUGCUGCCUCUGGUGCCACGGGAAAUGCUGCAUGGUCCGCUAUCUCGCUCGCUCAGCUCUACUAUAACACCUACAUCCCUGUACCAGUGGCACUUUUCUUCAUGUGGGCAAUCGUAUACAUAGGAUACGCCAUGGCUGCUCUAGCUCGACAGUUCUUACUCUACGAUCCCAUCUAUACAUGGCCUUACUCCUUGAUGCAAACAGCUGUUUUCGAGACGAUGCGGAAAUCUUCCCGUGAUUCCAGGGUCGCGAGAAAACAGAAGUACGUCUUCUUCAUGGUCUUCGGAUUCUGCAUUUUCUGGCAUUUCUUGCCCGAGUAUAUAUUUCCGUUCCUGAGCUCGCUCUCGUUUCUCUGCUGGGUCGCGCCUAGAAAUCCCGUGGCCAACUUCAUUGGAGCCGGUAUUGGUGGCAUGGGUUUCCUGAACCUGUCCCUUGAUUGGGCGAACAUCUCCAACCAAUCGCUAAUCAGCCCCAUGAUUACCCCCUUCUGGACAACCUGUGUUCUUACCGCAGCCUUCGUCCUAAACUGCUGGAUUUUACUCCCUGCUGCGAAGUGGGGAAGUCUAGGAGAAUGGAAGCACAAUCUUAUGUCGAAUCGUGUGUUUCUGGCCAAUGGAACUAAAUAUCCGGUGGCGGAGCUAAUCGGGCCUAACCACACCUUCAACGAAACUGCAUAUCAGCAUUACGGUCCAGUUUACAUGGGUGCUCAGGCCAUCUGGAGUCUCUUCUUUGAUUACUCCUCAUAUAUUUCUGCCUUCACCUGGAUGCUUCUUUUCGGCUGGGACAAUAUUCGGGGCACAAUGGCUAAACUCCGUGAACGAGCGGCCUCUAGAGGCAAGGACUCCAUCAAUCACUUCUAUACAGACCGCCUCAACGUUAUACAACGACAAUACAAAGAAGUCCCUCUGUGGUGGUAUCUUGCUUUGUUCGUGGCAUCUUUUGUCACUAUAGUCACGAUUCUAGCGAAAGGGUACUUCUUCAUUCCAAUCUGGACGUUCUUCGUUGCCAUCUUGACGUCUGGAUUUAUGAUCGUCCCGUUCAGUUGGCUCUACUCAUUUUCUAGCUUUCAAGUUGCCAUUGGAACCUUCAACGAGCUUCUCUAUGGCUUUAUGGUGCACGCCGUGAGUGGUCACAAGCAUCCUGCCGGCGCGAAUACGUAUGGAUGCAUAGCUGGAGAUAUAUGGUACCGCGCCCAAUAUAUGCUCCAAGACCAAAAAAUCGGCCACUACAUGCACAUCCCACCACGUGCUGUCUUCUUCAGCCAAAUCUUCGGUGAACUCAUCGGCAUCCCCAUCAACUAUGGUAUCAUCCAGUGGGUUCUCAGGACCAAACGCGAAUAUAUCCUCGGCAACAUAAAAGACCCACUUGGCCAAUGGACUGGACAACUACUUGCAUCCUACAACACCAUGGGGGUGCAAUACGUUCUCAUCGGACCCAAGCGCCUCUUCGCCCAGCACAUGUACAAGCCGCUUCCAUGGGCUUUCUUGUACGGAGCCGCUGCUCCCUUUAUUCUGUACUUGCUCCAUCGCAAGUGGCCGAAAUCAAAGCUUAAGUUCCAUCUCUGGAAUGUGACAAUCUUUGGUUCCGGCGUCAGUCAGUUCUACGGAAACCUUAGUACUGGGUAUAUUUCCAGAUUUAUCGUCGGUUAUAUCUCCAUGAGGUGGUACUUCCGCCAUCGGUUUGAGACCUGGAGGAGGUAUAAUUUCCUCAUUGCUGCGGCACUCGAUGCGGGAUUUAAUAUCGCUAUGUUGUUGAUGUUUCUCAUCUUCUCCAGUGGCAAAAUCAUCAAGAUGCCGUUAUGGUGGGGCAAUAAUGAGGAGAGUGUGGAGAGGUGCUUUGCACUGGAUAACUAAGACUCUUGAAGUGGUAGAGUGGCUGAGAGAUGUGAAUCACCUAAUUAGCUCCUGGAUCUUCCAACCAUGUGGAGAAGAACUCUCACAAAGAUCUAGAAAUCAUUAAUAUCUUCUCAUUCCUUCCGUCUGGGCUCCUCGG